CGGGCGGGCGGGGGGACCCCGGGCUAAUGAGAUGCUAAUAAGGAGCGGCUUGACUCCGCUGGACGCCUCGCUCCCACCGAAGCCCGGUCCCUCCCGGCAUCUCCGGCUUUCCCCGGCACCCUUUCCUUCCUCCGCCCCGACUCCGGGACACCCUCCCGCUUCCGGCCCCGAACGCCACUAGACUCUUCCCAGCCCCUCCUCUCCCCAGGAGGGGUUCCAUGGCGUCACCCACUUCCACCAACCCAGCGCACGCCCACUUCGAGAGCUUCCUGCAGGCCCAGCUUUGCCAGGAUGUGCUAAGUAGCUUCCAGGGUCUCUGUGGGGCUCUGGAUGUGGAGCCUGGUGGGGGCUUGUCCCAGUACCACAAGAUCAAGGCUCAGCUCAACUACUGGAGCGCCAAGUCGCUGUGGGCCAAGUUGGAAAAGCGAGCAAGCCAUCCUGUCUACCAGCAAGGCCAAGCCUGUGCCAACACCAAGUGCCUGGUGGUGGGCGCUGGACCUUGUGGACUUCGCGCGGCUGUGGAGCUCGCACUGCUAGGGGCUCGAGUGGUGCUGGUAGAAAAACGCACCAAGUUCUCUCGCCACAAUGUGCUCCACCUCUGGCCCUUCACCAUCCAUGACCUGCGGGCCCUUGGAGCCAAGAAGUUCUACGGGCGCUUCUGUACUGGCACGCUGGACCACAUCAGUAUCCGGCAGCUGCAGUUGCUUCUACUGAAGGUGGCAUUAUUGUUAGGGGUGGAAAUUCACUGGGGUGUCACCUUCACUGGCCUCCAGCCCCCUCCCAGAAAAGGAAGUGGAUGGCGUGCCCAGCUCCAGCCCAAUCCCCCAGCCCAACUGGCCAACUAUGAAUUUGAUGUUCUCAUCUCUGCUGCUGGGGGUAAAUUCGUUCCCGAAGGCUUCACCAUUCGAGAGAUGCGUGGCAAACUGGCCAUUGGCAUCACAGCCAACUUUGUGAAUGGGCGCACGGUGGAGGAGACUCAGGUGCCCGAGAUCAGCGGUGUGGCCCGGAUCUAUAACCAGAAAUUCUUCCAAAGCCUGCUCAAAGCCACAGGCAUUGAUUUGGAGAACAUAGUGUACUACAAGGAUGAUACCCACUACUUUGUGAUGACAGCCAAGAAGCAGUGUCUGCUGCGGCUGGGGGUCCUGCGCCAGGACUGGCCGGACACUGAUCGGCUGCUGGGCAGUGCCAAUGUGGUGCCUGAGGCUCUGCAGCGCUUUGCCAGGGCCGCCGCUGACUUCGCCACACAUGGCAAGCUCGGGAAGCUAGAAUUCGCUCAGGAUGCGCGUGGGCGGCCUGACGUGGCUGCUUUUGACUUCACCAGCAUGAUGCGGGCAGAGAGCUCUGCCCGUGUGCAAGAAAAGCAUGGUGCCCGCUUACUGCUGGGACUGGUGGGGGACUGUCUGGUGGAGCCCUUCUGGCCCCUGGGCACUGGGGUGGCCCGGGGCUUCUUGGCAGCCUUCGAUGCAGCCUGGAUGGUGAAGCGGUGGGCAGAAGGCGUGGAGCCCUUAGAGGUAUUGGCUGAACGAGAAAGCCUAUACCAGCUUCUUUCACAAACCUCCCCGGAGAACAUGCAUCGCAACAUAGCCCAAUAUGGGCUGGACCCAGCCACCCGCUACCCCAACCUGAACCUCCGAGCUGUGACCCCCAAUCAGGUACAAGACCUGUAUGACGUAGUGGCCAAGGAGCCUGUACAGAGAAAGAGUGACAAGACAGACGCAGGGAAAACGGCCACUGGGUCAGUGGGCACACAAGAGGAGCUCCUGCGCUGGUGCCAGGAACAGACGGCUGGGUAUCCUGGAGUCCAUGUCACUGACCUGUCUUCCUCCUGGGCUGAUGGGCUAGCACUGUGUGCCCUGGUGCACCACCUGCGGCCUGGCUUGCUGGAACCUUCAGAGCUUCAGGGUUUGGGAGCUCUGGAAACCACUGCUUGGGCCUUGAAGGUGGCAGAGCAUGAGCUGGGCAUUACACCAGUGUUGUCUGCACAGGCAGUGGUGGCAGGCAGUGACCCACUGGGCCUUAUCGCCUACCUCAGCCACUUCCACAGUGCCUUCAAGAGCAUGCCCAACAGCCCAGGUGACCUGGAAGGCCCCACUAGCCAGCUCUCUACCGGGACCUCCAGCGCAGUUCUAUUCCUUGGCAAACUCCAGAGAACCCUGCAGCGGACCCGGACCAAGGAAAACGGGGAGGAUUCCGGUACCAAGAAGCUUCGCUUGCAGGUAGAGGCUGAGACCCCAAGUACUGAGCAGCCAUCUGUUCCUGAGCCCAAUGUACCCCUGACACCCCCACCCCAACACCAGGAGGUUGGUACAGAGGAUGUGUGUACACUUUGUGGGGAACACCUCUACAUCCUGGAACGCUUUUGUGUGGAUGGCCACUUCUUCCACCGGAGCUGCUUUCGCUGCCAUACCUGUGAGGCCACAUUGUGGCCAGGUGGCUAUGGGCAACACCCAGGAGAUGGACAUUUCUACUGCCUCCAACAUCUGCCCCAGCAAGUCCAUGAAGAAGAUAGCAAUGAUGGAAGCCCUGAUAGCUCGGAGAUUCCUAUACCAGGUGACAGUAGCAUGCCACCAGAUCCCUCAACUCCCACAGCUCUGCCUGAAGCAGCCAGCCCUGCCCCAAGCCCCAGCCAGCCAGCCCGGCGGCUGAUCCGCCUCUCCAGCCCAGAACGCCUGCGGUUGUCCUCCCUGGCCAUUACCCCUGACGUGGACGUGAACGCUCCACCCAAGCCCCCACGCAGCUGCUCUGCCUUGGCCCUCCAGGCCUUGGAGGGAAGUUUUGUGGGUUGGGGUAUGCCAGCCCAGGGACCACAAGUUCCCAAGGCCAUGGAGCAGGGGGAAGAGAGUCCUUCCUCCAGUGAGGAGGAAGAGGAAGAGGUACCUUUGGAGUCAGACUUAGAGCAAACCCUGCUGACUCUGUCCAAGAACUCAGGCACCAUGACCAAGUACCCAACAUGGUGCCGUACCCUGAUGCGCCAUGCAAAAGAGGAGGAGAUGAAGAGGUUCUGCAAGGCCCAGGCCAUCCAGCGACGACUAAAUGAAAUUGAAGCCGCUCUACGGGAGCUGGAGGCUGAGGGCACCAAGCUGGAGCUGGCCUUGAGGAGCCAGAGUAGCUCUCCAGAGCAGGAAAAGAAACUCUGGAUAGAACAGCUGCUGCAUCUUGUCCAGAAGAAAAACAGCCUCGUGGCUGAGGAGGCUGAGCUCAUGAUCACGGUGCAGGAGCUCAACCUGGAGGAGAAGCAGUGGCAGCUGGACCAGGAGUUGCGAGGCUACAUAAACCGGGAAGAAACCCUGAAGACAGCUGCUGACCAGCAGGCUGAGGACCAGGUUCUGAAGAAGCUGCUGGACGUGGUGAACCAGCGGGAUGCCCUCAUCCGCUUCCAGGAGGAGCGCAGGCUCAGUGAGCUGGCCUCAGGGCUGGGGGCACAGGGCUAGAAGACAGCUGUGGGCCUGCAUGCCCUAUAAGAAAGACACCCCCCUUGCUCAUCUGGACAGCCUAAAAGGAGCCCUUACUGUUUAUAGUAAAAAUAUUUCUGCCACAAA
Jaculus jaculus (lesser Egyptian jerboa) is the source of this 3539-nucleotide messenger RNA. It is a transcript of the gene Mical1, whose product is annotated as microtubule associated monooxygenase, calponin and LIM domain containing 1. NCBI's taxonomy places the organism in Eukaryota, Metazoa, Chordata, Mammalia, Rodentia, Dipodidae. The transcript is spliced from 25 exons. Gene Ontology annotation, molecular function: protein binding; FAD binding. The record is from RefSeq and is a predicted model, not a curated record. Bases 219 to 3431 code for a protein of 1070 amino acids.